CUAUAUGCUUUGCUUUCCUCUCCGUUAUUUUCUCACACUUUCUUUGUAAACUUCUUGUUUUUUUUCUCAAGGAAAAAGGAAGCAUCAAACAGCUAGUAAUCAUGAUUGGGUUCGCGCUGACAGCCUUGGGAUGGCUCGUGGAGAACUUCAUAUCUGCCUUGGUCGGGAAGGCCGCCGAUCGCGCUGUUCAACAGUUCGGUGAGCAGCAUGGAGUUGAACAUGACCUCCAGAAGCUGCACGAUUCUGUCACUCAUGCCAGGUUUACCAUCAGCACCAUCGAGAGCUUGCGGAUCAAAGAUGAGGGCCUGCAGCAGAGAUUGAAGGAGUUGCUGAUACACCUCAAGGAUGCUGCUUACGAUGCUGAUGACUUAUUGGAUGAAUUCCAAUACAGAAUUCUGAAGCAGCAGAUCGAGCAACAAGCAGAUGAGGCUGGUAACCGAGCAUCGUCUUCCUCCUACUCCACUCCCCCUUCGAGCAAAAAGAUAAAAACUUCAUUUUCUAGUUACACCAGUGGCCUUUUCGGAAAAGGGGAUGAUGACGACGACGAUGUACUGAGAGUGAGGAAAAUAAAAGGGAGGGUAGAUGACAUUUCAGUUGCUUUUGAGAAAAUUUACAGUUUGCUAGACGCAGAAGAUGAUAGAGGAAAGAAACAAUUGAUGUCCCCGGCGAGCCGGCACACGAGCUCCUUUUCGACCGAGCCUCAAUUGUUUGGCAGGGACGAAGAGCUGCAAGAACUCAAGGAUUUGUUGUUGGAAUCAGAAGUUGCAUUCGGCCAAAGUGGAUUCUCUGUUUUGACAAUUGACGGUAUUGGAGGGAUUGGAAAGACCACUCUGGCUCAAGAAGUCUUCAAUGACUGUAGCAUAGAAGAAUACUUUAAACUUAGAAUUUGGAUUUGUGUUUCUGAAAAUUUCUGCACAGAUAGGUUGACCAGAGAGAUUAUAGAGUAUACAACCAAGGAAAAGUGUAAUGUCCCGAAUUUCCCUGCUCUUCAAGUGGUUCUCAAAGAGAAGAUCACGCCAGAGAGAUUUCUUCUUGUAUUGGAUGAUGUGUGGAAUGAGGACAAGCACAAAUGGGAGAGCCUCUGUGCACCAUUGAGGUCUGGAAAGCCUGGUAGCAAAAUAUUGGUAACAACUCGCUCUAGGAAGAUUGCUGACAUGGUUGGUGAUGUGGAUGCCAUUCAUCUGGAAGGUUUGGAUGAGGAGAGUUUCUGGGAAUUUUUCAAGAAAUGUGCAUUUGGUUCUUCAAAUAGUGGAGUUCAUCAACCUCAUUUGGAAGCCAUGGCGAAGAAGAUGAUUUGCAAGUUAAAGGGAUUGCCGCUUGCAGCAAAGACUCUAGGAGGGUUGUUGAGCAUGAAGUUGGAUGAGCAAUACUGGAAAAGCAUUUUAGAUAGUGAAAUAUGGCAGCUACCCCAAGAAGAAAAUGGGAUUAUGCCAGUGCUACAACUGAGCUAUCAAUAUCUUCCUUCUCAUCUUAAGCAAUGCUUUGCAUUUUGCUCCUUAUUUCCUAAAGAUUAUAGAUUUUCAGAAUCUGAGUUGAUCAGGAUUUGGAUUGCAGAAGGAUUCAUAAUGCCUCAAGGAAGUAUCAGAAUGGAGGAGCUAGGAAGAAACUACUUUCAUGAGUUAGUUAACAGGUCAUUCAUUCAAAAGUCUAAGGAUAGAGAAUUUAUAAUGCAUGACCUCAUACAUGAUCUUGCAGAACUCAUAUAUGUGGGCGAGUCUUACAGGAUUGAAGAAGGCAAGUCCCAUGAAAUUCCUAGUACCAUUCGUCAUCUUUCAAUGCACGUAGAGAAGGAAGGUAUGCAGGCAAGAUGUUUAUCAGAAUUCUCUCAUUACAAUAAAUUACGAACCUUAAUGUUGUCAGUAUCAUACAUUUGCAAGAGUUUUAUACUUGAUUGUGGUGUUUUGGAAAAAUUAAAAAAGAUUCGUGUUCUUAUCUUGAGGAAUUGUGCCUUGGAAGAGCUGCCUGAUAAUAUUGGCAAAUUGAUACAUCUCCGCUAUCUUAAGUUAUCCUACAAUUACAACAUUAGAAGGUUGCCUGAGGCAUUAUGCAACUUGUACAAUCUACAGUCAUUGAUCUUACAAAAUUGUGCUUUGGAAGAGUUGCCUAACAGUAUUGGCAAGUUGAUACAUCUUCGCUAUCUUGACUUAACAUACAAUCGCAACAUUCAAAGGCUACCUGAGUCAUUAUGCGACUUGUACAAUUUGCAAACAUUGAUAUUAUGGAAUUGUGCUUUGAAAGAGUUGCCUAAUAGUAUUGGCAAGUUGAUACAUCUUCGCUUUCUUAAGUUAUACUACAAUUACAACAUUAGAAGAUUGCCGGAGUCAUUAUGUGACUUGUACAAUUUGCAAUCAUUGAUAUUACAAAAUUGUGCUUUGGAAGAGUUGCCUAACAGUAUUGGCAAGUUGAUACAUCUCCGCUAUCUUGACUUAUCCGGAAAUAACAAUAUUAGAAGGUUGCCUCAGUCAUUAUGUGACUUAUAUAAUCUGCAAACAUUGGUAUUAUAUAGUUGUGAUAACUUAGAAAGUCUCCCACAUGAUAUGAUGAAGUUGACCAACUUGAGAAAACUUGCCGGAGCAGACAAAUUUAUUCCUGGGAUAACAAAGGUCGGGAAUCUUACUUCUCUUCAGAAUUUAUCUCUUUUCAAAGUGCUCAAGGAUAAUGGACACAAACUUGCUGAAUUAAACGGUUUAAAACAGCUCCAAGGAGGACUAUGCAUAACUAAUCUUGAGAAUGUGGAGAACAAGGACGAAGCAAAUAUUGCAAAUUUGAAGAGUAUAGAACACCUUGAUAGUUUGGUGCUAGAAUGGACAUCUUUGCAAGAAUUCGAUUUAGACAUUAAUUUGCACAUCUCAGAGCAGGUGCUUGAAGGUCUGCAGCCACAUCACAACCUACAAUGGUUGACAAUCAGAGGAUAUAAUGGUGCUAGACCUCCCAAUUGGCUACAGAAACAAGUAUAUUCUAGAUUGGAAACUCUAGAACUUCAAAAUUGUAAAAAUUGGAAUGAUCUAUCUGUUAUAGGGCAACUAUCACAGUUAAAGUACCUGUACCUUGGGAGAAUUCCAGUCCAUACCCAAAAUUUACACAGAUUAUUCGAUCCAAAAGACUGCAAGUUCUUCUCCCAACUAGAAGAUUUGGUACUAGAGGGCAUUACCAUGUUGGAGGAUCUCCCAAAUCUUGGACAACUUCCAUGCCUCAAGUCUCUUGGCAUUCGGAGUUUGCCGGCUGUGAAAAUCAUAGGCGAUAGAUUCUUUGCAGGAGCAGAAGAAGACAGUUGUUUUCCAAGAUUACAUACUCUUCGUUUUGAUGACAUGCCAGCAUGGGAAGAGUUCUUUUGCUCCAAUGAUAGAAAUCUAUUUCUCUACUUGGAUUUUCUGGAUAUUUCAAAUUGCCAAAAGCUACGGAUGUUACCUCCCCUUCCUCCUUCAAUAACACGCCUAAAAUUAAAUAACGUUGGGCUGGUAGAUUUUCCAAGAUUCUGGAAAGCAAUUGAUGAAUGUAGCAGCAUAACUAAUUCUGCAUUUGUUACAGAGUUGCCUAUUCAGGAAUGUCCAAAUUUGACAAGUCUAGAACAAGGGUUACUACCACACCACCUACAGCAGAUUCAUAUACAGAAAUGUGAACAACUGUUGUGGGUGCCAGUCAAAAGGUUGAAAGAGCUUACUUCUUUAUGGUCAUUGUCAAUAAAAGAGUGCCCGAAGCUCAUGAGCAUGACACAAGAUCAGGACAUUGAUUUCCAACUCCCGCCAUCAAUUACACAGCUAUGUUUGUCUGAUUGUGGAAAUCUUUCCAAAUCACUGCCUGGCUGCCUGCAUAACCUGACCUCAUUGCGUGACUUGGAGAUAAGCAAUUGUCCCAAUCUAGUUUCUUUACCAGUAGAACAAUUGCUUAAUUUGGAUAGUGUAACAAUUAAGAAUUGCACUGAGUUGAGAUUAGAAAGGCUACAAAUAAAAUCCCUCCAGAAAUUGAAGAUUGCAGGAUGUCCCAAGCUUCUACUUUCUCAAGGAGAGGCACAAACAGAGAAAUUGUCACUGCAGAGGUUAGAUAUUGAUGACACGGCGUUUAUGAAACAAUCUCUCAUAAAAAAUUCACUGUCAUCUGUAACGCAUCUUAGAAUCUCAUCCUCUUGUGAAGUGACAAUGUUUGACAGGGAAGAUCAGGAGUCAUUGCAAAGCUUGACAUCUCUCUAUUCGUUAUAUUUCUCCGAUUGCAAGAAUCUACAAUCCCUGCCAACAAAAUUAUACACCCUUACAUCCCUUCAGUUCUUGCGGAUACAUAAUUGCUCACAAAUUCAGUCUCUGCCAGAGAAGGGGUUACCUCCCGCCCUCACAGAUUUAAAAUUUGAAGGUUGCCAUCUGGCACUGGAGCAGCAGUUGGAAAGUCACUUGGCAGAGAUUAAGAAGUCUGGUCCAUACUGUAAAAUUUUUUGCCAGUAGAUACUUAAGCCAUGGAGACCCACUCUUCCUUUUUUCCAUGAGCUGAGAUUGUUAAUAUGGAGUGAACAUACAGAGCUAGAUUGAAUGUAAAAAUAACCCAGUAAAAGAUGGAAGAGCCAGGCACUGGGCCACCUAUAAAUAUUUGAUCUCUCUAAGAAUGAGAUUAAACAAGGGCAUUGUCUUUUCCUUGAAUGAGGUUCUAUUUCCACUUGGAAAACUGUCGACGAUGAUAUACGGUGGACUGGCAGCAUUGGUGUUUUCCGGCUACAUCAUAUACGACACUGACAAUUUGAUCAAAUGAUUUACCUAUGAUCAAUAUAUCUGGGCUGCAGUUUCACUGUAUCUUGAUACUGUAAAUUUGUUCCUUUCGUUACUCACUUUGUUCAGGGCUGCUGAUAGUUGAAAAUUAUUAGUAAUGUAACUUGAUAUAUUUUCUCUGUU
Molecule: messenger RNA, 4874 nt
Organism: Zingiber officinale
Lineage: Eukaryota; Viridiplantae; Streptophyta; Magnoliopsida; Zingiberales; Zingiberaceae
Product: disease resistance protein RGA2-like
Exons: 3
Coding region: 102-4433 (1443 amino acids)
Biological process (GO): defense response to other organism
Molecular function (GO): ADP binding; protein binding
Source: RefSeq, a predicted model, not a curated record